This is a messenger RNA of Diachasmimorpha longicaudata, 1851 nucleotides long. Its product is annotated as serine/threonine-protein kinase 32A. The coding region runs from base 350 to 1789 and encodes 479 amino acids. The record is from RefSeq and is a predicted model, not a curated record. The transcript is spliced from 7 exons. Gene Ontology annotation, molecular function: protein kinase activity; ATP binding. Gene Ontology annotation, biological process: protein phosphorylation. NCBI's taxonomy places the organism in Eukaryota, Metazoa, Arthropoda, Insecta, Hymenoptera, Braconidae.
CCCAGUUAAUUCCACAUUCAUUGUGUUUAUGAAUGUUAUUCCAGGACGCAGGCUCGUGCAUCGCCUUGCGCCGGCCGAGGAGUGUCCCGAGGAGGCGUGAAAACCUCCACCACAACAAUCCUCCGUCAAUUAAGUUCACAUCUUGCUUUUCUACUGUUUUUAUAUCGUCGUGUUGUGAACAAGGAGAACGCGAAUGUCAAUAGUAUGCAGUGUCUGUGUACGUGGUGCGCAUCCGUCGUAAGUUGCGAGUGAAUUCCAACAUCGGGGAGGCGACGACGACGGCCCACGGUGUAUCAUGGUUUUAAUUGACAAGUCAAUUGUAUUAAUACUGAGAUAAUGCGAAAAGUUGAUGUAUCGAGGGAAUGACGUUCAUCGAUUCACUCGUGGAACGUUGUUAUUCUCAAACGCACGCCGACCGCUGGCUACAAUGGGUGGAAAUCACUCGAGGAGCUUUCCAACUCCUGGAGAAGAUGUAAAUUUCGAUCACUUCCAAAUUCUCCGAGCGAUCGGCAAAGGGAGCUUCGGUAAAGUAUGCAUCGUGGAGAAACGAGGUAAACCUGGACAGAUGUACGCGAUGAAAUACGUUCGCAAGACGGAGUGUGUCGAGAGAGGAGCGCUGAGGAAUGUUCUCCGAGAAGUUGAGAUUCUCUCAAAAUUAGAACACCCCUUCCUCGCGAAUCUUUGGUUCAGCUUUCAAGACGAGGAGGACCUGUUUAUGGUGUCGGAUUUGCUGCUGGGGGGUGACCUGAGGUAUCACAUUCAGAAGAAAGUUCAUUUCACGGAGUCCAGUGUCGUUCUCUUCAUCGCUGAGAUUGGCCUGGCUUUGGAUUAUCUCAGGAGUAAGAGAAUUGUUCACAGGGACUUGAAACCGGAUAACAUUCUGCUGGACGAGGAAGGUCAUGCACACGUUACGGAUUUCAACGUGGCCACUACCCUCGAGGAAAAUCAAUUGGCGACAUCGGUGUCAGGAACGAGGCCCUAUAUCGCCCCAGAAAUUUUCAUGUGCACCUGCGAUUCCUCGGCGAUUCAGGGGUACGACUACUCGGUAGAUUGGUGGAGUCUGGGGGUCCUCGCCUGGGAAACCCUGGAAGGUGUCAGGCCAUUUCACGUUCUCGCGCAUGCAACACAUUUAGAGGCUCUUCGCAUCAUGCAGAACGGCAGACCGAUUCCCCCCUCAGAUUGGAGCAAACCGACGGCGACCCUCCUGGAGUCCCUCCUGACAUUCGACCCCAAGAACCGCCUGACGAGCCUCCAGGACCUCCAAAAGACCGACGCCAUGCUUUCCUUUGAUUUCGACCAAAUUCUCAAGAAACAAGUGAAGCCCAUAUUCACCCCCUCGAAAGAUCACCUGAAUUGUGAUCCCACCUUCGAACUGGAGGAGAUGAUAAUCGAGACCAGGCCCCUCCACAAGAAGAAGAAGCGACUGGCCAAGCAGAGGUCCCUAAGGUGUCAGGAUAUCACUGAACAGACUGAAUCGAGUUUGGCGAAUGGAAUUGAUACAAUUAAACUUGCCUUUAUACCUGAAUAUCUAGUUUAUAAUAGAGAACGGGAAAUGGAGCGAAGGGAGCGGGAGGUCAAGGAGGCGGAGUGGGAAGAGGAGCUCAGGCGAGCUAUGGCACAUGCUGAAACAAAACUAAGGGAGACUGACGUCGACAAACUGCGAAAAAAUCGUCUGAGUUUUCGUUCGCGUUUCGAGCACGUGUCCUCGCGAAAGGCAAAACAACCGGAGCAAGCGCAUUCACUGGAUAUUGACUAUAUCGAUGUCACCCCUGAAUCGUCUACCUCUUAAAACCAAAAUUGUAGCUGUGAAUGUAUUUUUGAUCGCUGAUAAGCAAAACAACUUGUAAAUAU